UCUCUCUCUCUCUCUCCUCUCUCUGCUUGCUUCGUCUUCUCUGGGGUCGAAAGGGAGAGAGAGAGACGAGGAGAAAAGGAAAGAACUUUGGCUUUAAAACCCAUCGUCAGUUACGUGGGCGGGCGGAGCCUGUUCGAGUUUGUGCGCGAGAGAGAGCGAGAGUGUUGUGUCUUGGUGCUGUUUUUUCCCUUCAUAAUUGCGCAUUAUUCCCUUUGGAGGAAAAACAAAAUCAGAGAAAAUUUUGGCUAAAUUUGGGCCUUAACUCGCUCCUCCCCCGGAACAAGAAUCAUGGCCGAAUCUUCGAUUCUGGGUACGUUUAUAUUCACCAGGCGGUGAGAGAUGAUCACUCUCGAAAAAAAAAUUUGUACUCGGGGGCUCUCUAUGUAGGACUCGCUCUUGCUGGCAUGCGUGUUGGGUGGCGUCCAAGAUUGUGUAUUUGUCGCCAGUAAGGUUGUUCUUCUGCUUCGUCCUCGUAACUCUCUGCUUCGUGCGUGACGAUGUUCGCGAGGACUGUCGGCGACCGUGGCGCUUCACGUGACGACGGUUUCUGCACGUGCUUGCGGUGUUGAGGGCGAAGAGAGGCGAGGGAAGAGAGAAGGAAUGGAUUUCGGCGGCGGUUCCGGCGGGGACCACGACGGUUCCGACCCCCAGAGGAGGAAGAAGCGGUACCACCGCCAUACUGCUCACCAGAUUCAGAGGCUUGAAGCUAUGUUCAAGGAAUGUCCUCAUCCAGAUGAGAAGCAGCGGAUGGAGUUGAGCCGAGAAUUGGGAUUGGCUCCGAGACAGAUUAAAUUUUGGUUCCAAAAUAGGAGAACCCAGAUGAAGGCCCAGCAUGAAAGGGCUGAUAAUUGUGCAUUGAGGGCAGAAAACGAUAGGAUUCGAUGCGAAAACAUCGUGAUAAGAGAGACCUUGAGGAACGUCAUUUGCCCAAGUUGUGGCACCGCGCCUUCAGGCGAAGAUUCUUACUUCGAUGAACAAAAACUGCGGAUGGAGAAUGCACACUUGAAAGAAGAGCUCGAUCGAGUUUCUAGCAUUGCGGCCAAGUACAUCGGGAGGCCAAUUUCGCAACUCCCACCUGUUCAACCAAUUCAUAUUGCUUCUCUGGAUUUGACGAUGAGUAGUCUCAGUGCCCAUGGACUGGCAGGCCCUUCUCUUGACCUUGAUCUACUUCCUGGCAGUUCAUCUUCUGUGCCACAUUUGCCUGCUCAAGCAGUUGUUUUCUCGGACAUGGAUAAGUCUUUAAUGGCAGAUGUAGCAGCUAAUGCUUUGGAUGAAUUUCUUAGGCUUGCUCAGACAGAUGAGCCUUUAUGGAUGAAGUCAGCUACCGAUGGGAGGGACACUCUCAAUCUCGAAAGUUACGAGAGAAUGUUUCCUAGGGCCAGUAGUCACCUCAAAAAUCCAGAUAUCCGCGCUGAGGCGUCGAGAGAAUCACGUGUUGUAAUAAUGAAUGGUUUGGCAUUGAUAGACAUGUUUAUGGACUCGAACAAAUGGGCGGAGCUCUUUCCCGCAAUUGUUUCAGCUGCAAAAACAAUCGAAGUGAUAUCACCAGGGCUGUUAACUAGUCGAAAGAACCAUGGUUCUUUGCAACUGAUGUAUGGAGAAUUGCAAGUUCUUUCGCCGCUUUUACCAACUCGAGAGUUCUACUUCCUCCGAUACUGCCAACAGAUCGAGCAAGGCUUGUGGGCGAUAGUGGAUGUUUCCUUCGACCUUUCAAGAUAUGACCAAUUUGCUUCUCAAAGUAGAUCUCAGAGACUCCCUUCCGGCUGCUUGAUACAAGACCUUCCUAACGGGUAUUCCAAGGUCACUUGGGUGGAACAUGUGGAAAUAGAAGACAAAGCCCCGAUUCAUCGGCUCUAUAGAGACCUCAUUUACAGCGGCUUAGCAUUUGGAGCUGAACGAUGGAUCGCCACUUUGGAGAGAAUGUGCGAGAGGAUCGCCUGUCUAAUGGUGACAGGUAGCUCGACUCAUGACGUCGGAGGAGUAAUACCGUCGCCCGAUGGAAAGAGAAGCAUGAUGAAACUAGCGCAGAGGAUGGUGAACAAUUUCUGCGGCAGCAUUAGCACGUCCUCUAGCAGGCAGCAGCACUGGACGACACUCUCCGGCUCGAGCGAGGUCGGGGUCCGCGUGGCUCUUCAUAAGAGCACAGAUCCAGGCCAACCCAACGGUGUUGUUCUUAGUGCAGCCACUACCAUUUGGCUCCCGAUUUCCCCACAAAACGUCUUUAAUUUCUUCAAAGACGAAAGAACUCGAGCUCAGUGGGAUGUUCUCUCCAAUGGCAAUGCAGUUCAGGAAGUUGCACACAUAGCAAAUGGGUCACAUCCUGGAAAUUGCAUAUCUGUUUUAAGGGCCUAUAACACGAGUCAAAACAACAUGCUGAUACUCCAAGAAAGCUGCAUUGACUCAUCGGGGUCUCUCGUUGUGUACUGCCCAGUCGACCUGCCAGCAAUCAACCUCGCGAUAAGCGGGGAGGACCCCUCCUACAUCCCCCUGCUCCCGUCGGGGUUCACGAUCUCCCCCGAUGGCGGGCCUGACCCUGGGGACGGGGCGUCGUCCAGCUCUGCCGUGGUGGCCAGGCAGGGGUCGACCGGCCGCUCAGGGGGGUCGCUGAUGACUGUGGCGUUCCAGAUACUGGUGAGCAGCCUGCCGUCGGCGAAGCUGAACCUUGAGUCGGUGACCACUGUGAACAAUCUUAUCUCCACCACUGUGCACCAAAUAAAGGCUGCCCUCAACUGUCCUGGCUCUUGAUGAUAUGGAUCAUCACUCUCAUCACCACCCUGCUCUGCCACAACACAACAAUAACAACUGUUUCAUCUCGCUCUCGCUCUCUCUCUCUCUCUCUCUCUCUCUCUCUCUCUCUCUCUCUCUGUGCCAUAACUUUAAAUAUUGAGAUCAGAAGAAUUCAAGGUGGAGUGAGUUCGAUUUUGGGACGCUGGUGGGAAUUGAAUGCAAAGGAAAAGGUGGAGGGAGUGUUUGGUUAGUUGGGAGACUUUGAAUGCAUUCUCAACACCAAUUUACUGCUACUGCUGAAACUCAUUUGUUCGAAUUAACGCCAACUCGAGAGGGUUUUUUUCUCUUUUUUGUGGGUUUUUUGGAGUUUUGACGAAAUUUACACUGGAGUGUCAUUGGUUGUUUCAAGAGAAGUCAAGAACGCACCAUAUAUAUGCGUGAGAGUUUUUCUUUUUGGGACCCCUUCGCUUCUGUACUUCUUGGGCCCCCUGUUUCCCGUCUCUUUUCACUUUCUUGUGCAGCAACACAUCAAGAGGGGUUGUAUGGUUCGGGCAUUGACUUCUUCAUGGGACUUUUAUUAUAUGAUGAAUGUUAUUUGAGCUCCA
Syzygium oleosum is the source of this 3332-nucleotide messenger RNA. RefSeq names its product homeobox-leucine zipper protein HDG11-like. The coding region runs from base 601 to 2745 and encodes 714 amino acids. NCBI's taxonomy places the organism in Eukaryota, Viridiplantae, Streptophyta, Magnoliopsida, Myrtales, Myrtaceae. The transcript has 10 exons. Gene Ontology annotation, biological process: regulation of DNA-templated transcription. Gene Ontology annotation, molecular function: DNA binding; lipid binding; DNA-binding transcription factor activity, RNA polymerase II-specific. The record is from RefSeq and is a predicted model, not a curated record.